Molecule: messenger RNA, 1209 nt
Organism: Leptomonas pyrrhocoris
Lineage: Eukaryota; Euglenozoa; Kinetoplastea; Trypanosomatida; Trypanosomatidae
Exons: 1
Coding region: 1-1209 (402 amino acids)
Source: RefSeq, a predicted model, not a curated record
AUGGAUACCAUGCGCUCCACGCGUGGGGCGACUGAGGCUGCGGAGGGUCUGGCACGUCAUGAAGUUUAUGUCGUUGCGUUUGUGGCGGAAGAGGGCGUGAAGCGUCGUGAGUUGGGGCCAGCGGCGGAGGAGCUUUGGGGGGAGUUGGCGUUGGAGGACGUGGACGCAAGGGCUCGCGUUCUUCAGCGUCGGGCGGAUUCCGUUGUUGCUGAUGAAAACGCGGUUCGCGACAAUAUCCGUAUCCAGGAGAUCAGGAACCGUACUCCUUUACUGGAUGCGUUCUGUGUGGAUGGGUGGAAGAUUUCGUGUGCUGCUCUUAUGCAACAGGAGGCGGCAGACAGGCAGCUUCUCACGGCGGACGAGUACUUGAGUCGUGAAGGCAUAUGGUUCGAAGAUAUACACGAUUAUUACCGUUGCCGUGCGGCAGAACUGGCGCGGGUGGAAGCCAAUGCUCGCAAAGGUGUUGUUCUCCACGAGGCCGUUGCCCGUCGUCAACUGCACGCUGCGGCGGUGGAUCUGAGGGAGCAUUUACUGGCAGAAGCGAACGCCAAGGCACGCGCCGCGUUAUCUGCGAUGGAGGCUGUGGAACGAAGACGCGUGAUCGCCGGGGAGGCCGCUUCGCGCGACGAUUUGCGUACCGCGGCACGUCUUUCGUCUCUCAGGGUUCAGUUGCUGCUGGUGCCACGCAAGGAAGCGCAGCUGCGGGCUUCGCUCAUGGACAUGAGGGAAUCCGAAAUGGCACAGUUCGUUGCGGCAAGCCGCGCGGAUAUGCAGCGGGCAGCGCGGGCGAGUGUGGAGAGAAGAGAGACAGCGCGGCGCCGCGCUCUUGCGACGGCCGAAGCAACGACCUCCAACCGCCUCUCCGAGAGUGGCCUAGCAGAUCGUCACAUUGCGGAGGUGACCGUCGCCUACCGUACGAACGAACAACAGAGUAUCGGUGCCGCGCUCCCUCCGGCGGUGCUGCGUCGGCUUCAGUGUCUGCUGGAGGAAGAAGAGGAUGAGCGGGAGUUGGUGCUGUUGGAUGAGGUACGCGUCCGCCGCAAGCGGUUGCCUUCGACGGCGACGUCCAUCUGCGGCUCUCAAGGCGAUGUGGAGUCGGUGCAUGCGUCGGGCCUGCCACCGGAUAUUCGCCCACGUGUGACGCGAGACCGUAAUCGCGGUAACGUCUCGAACGACGCUCUUCAGCGCUGGGUGCGCUUUAAUCGGUAA